AUGAAUUCCAAGCAUCACUCUAUUAACCCAGAGCGCUCUUUAUCACCGAAACCUCAACUGAAGCUCAUUAUUAGACUUCCUACAGAGGAUAUCCUAUUAAAAAUGAUAAUAAUUAUUUUUUUUUAAAAAAUACUCAUUAAUAUUUUUUUAUAAAAAUAGAAUAAUAAAUUGUGGAAUCUUAACAGCUCAUUCGACGAAUCCCAUCAUCGAAGAUCGUUUUAUCAUUCACUAAACAGAGUAAAAAGGAAAAAAGAAAUGUAUAAAAGUAACCAACUAAUAUCAAGAAAGGCGUCUGGGAUUAAAGAGCCUUAUAAGUUUCCACCUUCAUCAAAUCCACACCAUAUGAACUUCAGAGGAUUUUUCCGAAAAUUUUCUUUUGAUUCCCCAGCAAGAUUAAAGCGAGAAUCUUCAUCAUUUCAGCUGAAAACAGCACCGUAUGAGUUUUCAGGACAAAUGCUGUCAAAUGUAAUAACAACUACUCCAAAGCCGAUUAAAAUGAAGCUGACUAGUAGAAGUGAGUAUAGAGAGCUCAUUAAGUCGAAAAAUAGGAUAAAAAUAAAGCUAGAAAGAGAAUAA
Molecule: messenger RNA, 576 nt
Organism: Blepharisma stoltei
Lineage: Eukaryota; Ciliophora; Heterotrichea; Heterotrichida; Blepharismidae
Source: the annotation of a GenBank genome assembly